AUAUAUCUCCCCCAAAAAAGCCCUUGCAAAUGGCUCUUAGAUUGUGUGCUUCUUUCGCUAUCUGCAGUUUCGAGAAAAUGCAUCUUAGAAGCAGCAGCUACUUCCCAGUUGGAUCAGCAAGCCCAGUUCGAUAUGGUACGGUCUCCCCUAGAAUUUCCAGUCAACACAUUGUAAGAAGAUCAGCAAAUUACCAACCUUCCAUCUGGGACUAUGAUUACGUGCAAUCACUGAGGAGUGAAUUUCUGGGAGAAGUACACACAAAACGAAUCAACAAGCUCAAGGAAGAAGUGAGCAAGAUGGUUAUUAAUAGCCAAGAGAUGACGAAACCUAUAGAUCAAGUAGAGCUAAUUGAUACCUUGCAAAGACUUGGAUUAGGUUACCAUUUUCAAGACGAAAUAAAGACCACACUAGUUAGCAUUUUCCAUGGUAGUUCUGAGAUGGAGGAAGAUUUACAUGCCACUGCUCUUCAAUUUAGACUCUUAAGACAACAUGGUUUCCACGUACCUCAAGAGAUUUUCAAUCGUUUCAAGGACCAGCAAGGAAACUUCAAAGCGAGCUUGUGUGAGAAUCUUGAGGGAAUACUAUCUUUGUAUGAAGCAUCGUAUCUUUGUGAAGAAGGUGAGAGUGUCUUGGAGGAUGCAAGAAAAUUUUCAGCUGAACGUCUCAACGAGUAUGUUGAACAGAAUAAGGACUCCCACUCCUAUCUUUCUGUGUUAAUAAGCCAUGCCUUGGAGCUCCCAUUGCACUGGGGGGUGCCAAGGUUGGAAGCCAGAUGGUUCAUACAUGUCUACGAGAGAAAACAAGCCAUGAAUCCUCUUCUUCUAGAGCUUGCUAAAUUGGAUUUCAACCAUGUCCAAGCGCUGCACCAGCAAGAUCUCAAAUAUGUGUCAUGGUGGUGGAACAGUAUAAGACUCGGGAAAAAGUUGAGCUUUGCAAGAAACAGGUUAAUGCAAAACUUCUUAUGGACUCUUGGGAUUCAAUUCGAGCCUGAGUACGGAUAUGGCAGGAGAAUGUCCACAAAGGUCAAUUCUCUAAUAACAAUAAUUGAUGAUAUUUAUGAUGUCUAUGGUACACUGGACGAACUCCAGCACUUCACCGACGCUGUUGAAAGAUGGGAUGUGAAUGCAAUUGAGCCUCUUCCAGACUAUAUGAAGAUCACUUUCCUAGCCCUCUACAACUCCAUCAACGAAAUGGGUUUUGAUGCUCUGAGGGAACAAGGAUUUAACAUCAUUCCCCACCUCAAGAAAUCGUGGGCAGAAUUAUGUAAAUCUUAUCUGUUAGAGGCCAAAUGGUACUGCAGUGGAUAUAUGCCAACUUUGCAGGAGUACAUUGACAGAGCUUGGCUUUCCAUAUCAGCUCCGCUGAUACUUCUUCAUUAUUAUGUUUUUGUGGAAAAUCCUAUUACAGAUGAGGCAUUGGAAUGCUUAAACCAAUAUCCUGAUAUAAUUCGAUACUCAUCAAUCAUUUUGAGGCUUGCAAACGACCUUGGAACAUCCUCGGAUGAAUUAAAACGAGGAGAUAUUCCAAAAUCAAUUCAAUGUUACAUGAAGGGAACAGGAGCUUCAGAAGAAGAAGCCAGGAAGCACAUAAGAAACCUAAUUAGGGAAGCAUGGAUGAAGAUAAACGAAUAUAGAGUUGGUAAUGAUCAUCUCUCAGAAACUUUUGUUGGCAUAGCAGUCAACCUAGCCAGGAUGGCACAGUGCACCUACCAGCAUGGAGAUGGCCAUGCCGUUGAGGACUCCACCACCAAGGAUCGUAUGUUAUCAUUACUUGUUCACCCUAUUCCUUUGUAGGUCCUUUUUAAAAAAUUAAAAUAAAAAAUAAAAACUAAUAUCUUAAUUAAUUAGUUUCAGAUAAAUUGUUCAGUGGGCAGAUUUAUGGAAAUGUUAUCUUUUGGAGGCUAAAUGGUACUGAAGUGGAUGUAAGCCAACUUUGCAGGAGUACACUGACAGAGCUUGGCUUUCCAUAUCAGCUCCGCUGAUGCUUCUUCAUUAUUAUUAUUAUUAUUAUUAUUUGUGGAAAAUCCAAUUACAA
Hevea brasiliensis (rubber tree) is the source of this 2034-nucleotide messenger RNA. RefSeq names its product terpene synthase 10-like. Lineage: Eukaryota; Viridiplantae; Streptophyta; Magnoliopsida; Malpighiales; Euphorbiaceae. The record is from RefSeq and is a predicted model, not a curated record. Gene Ontology annotation, molecular function: magnesium ion binding; terpene synthase activity. The transcript is spliced from 7 exons. The coding region runs from base 30 to 1793 and encodes 587 amino acids. Gene Ontology annotation, biological process: diterpenoid biosynthetic process.